Messenger RNA from Trichobilharzia regenti, 4933 nucleotides. Lineage: Eukaryota; Metazoa; Platyhelminthes; Trematoda; Strigeidida; Schistosomatidae. The record is from the annotation of a GenBank genome assembly.
GGGUAACGUCCAUGGACAAAUCCCCGCUGUUGGAAGUAGUACUAGUGGUCCUAUAAAACAUCCAUCAGAUGAAACUGCAAGUAAUAAAUCAUAUAAAACAACUACUACACCAAUGACAAAAUCACAUCAUAAACAAUUAACACAGAAUCAUCCAACAAAUCCACAUUCAUCUGGGCAUCAUACUACACCGAAACAGAAUCCAACUACUACUACUAUUAAUAGUAAUAUUGUGAAUGGAAGUGUUAAUCCAAUGUCUAGUACAAUGUUACCACCAACAAAAUCAUCAGAACACGAGACAACAACAACAAUCGUUCAACUACAAGAAACAAUUGCUCAUUUAAAAUCUGUUAUUCGAGCAAAAGAUCAAAGAAUACAAGAACUUGAAAGAGAUAAAGAUAAACUACGUUCUGUGUUGCAUCAGCAAUUGACAAAUAGUUGGGAAGAAUCAAAUCUCUCACCGUCAGCUGAUAAUUCGAAAGUUACUCGUGAAGAUCUUUUACCUAUUAGUGAAGAUGCAUCAACCGAAACUGCUACUUCUACUUCUGCUACCGCUGCUGCUCCUACGACCAAUACCACUACUACUACUAUUACCAUUUCAGCUAAUGCUACUACGGUUACUGCUGAUACUGGUGAUCAUAAUAAUAAAAAAGAUCAAGAUGAAUCACACAGUCCUUCUUCAUCGACUUCAUCAUCUACUGCAGCUGGAUCACCAUCACUGCCUAAUACUGAGGUGACUACACCACCACCUGCAGCUGCAAUAUUACUACGUAAACGUUUAGGUGUAUCUGGUGAAUCAAUGAAAUGUGCUCAAGAAUUAGUUUAUCAUGAUAAAGAUGCACAUUCACGUCGACAAAUACGUGAAGCAUUAAGAAGUAAUGAUUUAAUCAAGAAUUUAGAUGCUGUCCAACUACAAGAAGUUGUUUCAUGCAUGCAUGAACAAACAGUUGCCGCCAAUUGUUAUAUUAUUCGUGAAGGGGAUGAUGGUGGACAUUUAUAUGUUGGUGCAGAGGGUGAAUUUGAAGUUUCAAAAGGCGGUAAACGUUUGUAUGUUAUGGGAGCUGGUCGGUGUUUUGGUGAAUUGGCACUUUUAUACAAUUGUAAACGUACAGCAUCUGUAAAAGCUGUCACUGCUGCACGUGUAUGGGUGUUGGAAAGAGCCUGUUUUCAAACGAUUAUGAUGAAAACUGGUCUGGAGCGUAUUGAAGAACGUAAAGCAUUUCUUCGAAGUGUCCCACUGCUUAAAGAUUUAUCACCGAAUCGUAUACUACGUAUAGCCGAUGCAUUAGAAGCCCAAUAUCAUUCAGCUGGAGAUUGUAUAAUUCGACAAGGUGAACUGGCAGACAGCUUCUUCCUUAUUCAAUCUGGAAAGGUUAGAGUUACUAUAUCUUCAUCACAAAGUGGUCCUAUGGAAAAUAAAGAAACUGAAAUAAGACAAUUAGUCAAAGGUGAAUAUUUCGGUGAAAAAGCUUUACUCGGUGAAGGUCGACGAACAGCUAACGUGUAUGCUGUUGGUCCUGGUGGUGUAGAAGUAUUAUGCUUAUAUAGAAAGGACUUCUUAGAAUUGAUUGGUGAUAUACAAGAAUUGAAAAACAAGGAAUACGCUGAUGAAGAAACACGUCUACUUAGUCAUGGGUCAUUAUCGAAAAAUUUAUCCUCUGGUUCAGAUAUAAAAGAUUCAACCAAAAUGUUGGAUUUAGCUUCGACAACAAAAAGUCAAGAUGGAUUACAUGCAACCACAGGGAAAUCAUUACUGCCAGCAAGUUUAGCACUUACACCCAAGAUACAAUGUAAUAUACAAUUAAAAGAUUUAGAACGUAUAUGCGUAUUGGGUGUUGGCGGUUUUGGUCGAGUAGAUUUGGUGACAUUAGCCCAUGACAGAACUCAAGCCUUCGCUCUGAAACGCUUACAAAAAGCGCAUAUUGUACAGACACGACAACAAGAGCAUGUUUAUUGUGAAAAGCUUAUUCUCUUAUCAGUUUCAUCACCGUUUAUUUGUCGAUUGUACAACACAUAUCGAGAUAAUAAAUAUGUGUAUAUGCUGUUGGAAGCGUGUUUAGGCGGUGAAUUAUGGACUAUAUUACGUGAUAGUCAUCAUCUUGAAGAGCGUACUGCAAGAUUUUGUAUGGCAUGUUGUAUUGAAGCGCUAGAUUAUCUACAUCGUCAUGGAAUUGUAUAUCGUGAUUUAAAACCAGAGAAUAUGCUUGUCACAGCGAAAGGUUAUAUAAAAUUAUGUGAUUUUGGAUUUGCAAAAUAUAUUGGAAUUGGUCAAAAAACUUGGACUUUCUGUGGUACACCAGAAUAUGUUGCUCCGGAAGUUAUUCUUAAUCAAGGCCAUGAUUUUGCUGCAGACUAUUGGUCAUUGGGUAUUUUAACAUUUGAAUUAUUAACUGGAGCACCUCCAUUUCAAGCUUCUGAACCAAUUAAAAUCUAUAUGAAAACUUUAAAGGGGAUAGAUGCUUUAGGCUUAGCACAAAAUAAAUAUAUCAGUUUGAAAGCCUUACAGUUUAUUCGACGAUUAUGUCGAUUUAAUCCAUCUGAAAGACUCGGCGUCGGUAAAUAUGGAAUACAAGAGAUACGUAGUCAUAAAUAUUUUCAAGGUUUCGAUUGGGCUGGUAUAGUAAAACAAACAUUGGCCACUCCAUUCAAAGUUAAGUUGAAUGGACCAUUAGAUCAUUCAAAUUUUGAUCGUUUCACAAUGGAUGAACAAGAAGCACCAGAUGAAUUAUCCGGAUGGGAUGCCAACUUUUAGUGGACUGACAGUGUCUGUUUGUGCGUGUGUUCGUUGCAUGUGUGUGUGUGUGCGCACGUUUCUUACCUUACUCUCUUCAACAAUACACACCUGUUUACUUACAUGAGUAUAUAUACAGAGAUAGAUAUUCUGAGAAAGUGGGAUGAUUCGUUUUUUCUCUUUUCUUUGUCUUUAAACCUAAACGAUUGUGGUGUACUACUGUUUGCCUUUGAGUAUACAAAUUGUAGUGUAGUAGAAAAUUUGUUGAUGAAAUGUAUUUUCUACAUUCAUCUGUGUGUGCUUGCGUGUGUGCGUGUGUGUAUUCGGAUCCAUCUGUUUCCCGUUGACAUUGCUCCUACUGCUGCCAAUGUUAUUGUUAUUGUCAUUAUUUCCUCUCUAUUGUUUCUUACGAUAUCAUAUAUAAAAAUGGUCUGUAUUAUAUUUGCUCCUGUUAUGUGUUUGUUUAUUUUUGUCUGUGUGUGUGUGUGAGUGCGUGCGUGCGUGCGUAUGUUCACUACGUGUAGAGAAAACCUGAGGAAUGUGUCUUAUAUUCAUCAAUUUGUUGUUUUCUCCCUGAUGAAUUACUCCUGUGUGUGUAGGCAGGUAGGUGUCAUACACACAUUGUCACUUGAAAUUAUAUAUAUCAAAACACGCUCCUGCCCCAUCUCUCUCUCUCUCUCUCUGCCACCCUCUCAACACACACUCUUUCCCUAUACACACACUUAAACGCAACUUGAAUUGUUUGAUAAAAGAGAUUAUGCCCCCCCCCGCCCCCACCAACGCAUACACACACCUCCUUUCUGUCUCUAUUUGUGUUUAUUUUGCCUUAUUUUACCUACCCUUAGAAGUAAGUGAAACUAUCUUCUGUCUAUCAGUGAAGUACAGGAGUAUAUAUGUACUAAAACAGAGAGAGAGAGAGUAUAGAACACAAAGUCGAAAGUGAGAGAGUAAAUCCUUCGAAGGUAUCCUACCUAUUAUUAUCAUUAUCAUUACAUAACCAUUUUUCCAUCUGUCUUCAUUUAUCUUCAUGUUGAUUUUCGUCUUAUAAUUUGUGUUCUUUUUCUUUAUAUAUAUAUAUAUAUAUAUAUAUAUAUAUCAAAAAGACAAUAUUAUAUAGAUUCUGAUGUGCCUAUACAUAUAUCUACACUUCUCUCCCUCCCUCCCUCCGGAGAAGAACCAUAGUUUCCUGAUAAAAGACUGCUGAUAUUCAAUGCAUAUAGAUGUAUACGCGUACGUACAUAUUUUGUGUUUUCCGUGAGCUUCCAUUCCUGUAGUAGUCACACACGGAGAAGUCGGAGAUUGUGAAGAAGUGGGUGGGGUGAAGAGGUGGAAAGUGAUGAUGCAUAUACUGUAUAACGCAUAUAUAUAUAAUUCAUCUGUGUCCCGAGAUACACCUACACCUCUGACACUGCUCCUCUAUACAUACCAUUACAAAACACACUAUACGAGAUAAGUGUCUUGAAUGCUUUGACGGCGGCCACGGCGGGAGACGGGGAAUGUAUGCAUGAGAGACAGGCUCUUUGUUCAUUAUCAUCAUCAUUUGUUUUGGUCAACAAUAAGACAAGUCUUUGUGUAUUGAUCCCCUCCUCCCCCCUCCCCCCCACACACACACUGACACACAUACUGAAGGAGAUCCAUGCAGAUAUAUAUAUAUAUAUACAUUACGUCGGCUUUUUGAUAUCAUCCUUAAGAUAAAUAUUUUACAUUUUCAUUCUACAUGACUUCUUACUAUUAGAAAUACGAGAAUACAAAGUGAGAAAUAUAGACAUUAGAAUUCUUGUUCAUUACAGUGAUUCAUACUACGUAUCUUUAUACAUAUUUGAUUACAUAAUAUUGAGAAAAAAACACUUUGUGUUUUUUCUGUUGGUGUUGUUACUGCUGCCUAGUUUGUUUUCAUUGAGUCAUUUAUUAUACGUACCGAUGUGUGUCUGUGUGGUUGUAUACAUUUUGGGAUUUCUACCUACUCUUUGACUCAUUUCUCUCCAUCUGUCCCUCUUUCUCUCUGUCUUUCACACUCUCACACACUCUUUGUGUUCCUAUUCAAUCGAUUUCUGUUUUUCAGAAUAUGCCCAAGAGAGUGUGCAUAGUAUCAUAACUUUUGAGCAGUACUCUGUGUGUGUGUGUGCGGGGGCGUUUGGUUUACGAUGAGAUACACGUUAUAUAUAUAUAUAUAUAUAUAUAUAUAUAUAUAUAUAUAUAUAUAUA